Molecule: messenger RNA, 3741 nt
Organism: Mycena citricolor
Lineage: Eukaryota; Fungi; Basidiomycota; Agaricomycetes; Agaricales; Mycenaceae
Source: the annotation of a GenBank genome assembly
GUUGACUACUUCGUCUUGCUGACUCUUUCUGCUUUUGCCUUGUGCCCCCGACCGCGCCAAGGUACCAACCCGACAGUCCGUUCCCAUCUUCCCGCACAUCCUCAUCACUACUCCGCCACCAUCCAUCCCACUACAAUCUCCCACUACCGCUCUCCCUUCUGCGUCGUGCCCCCGGUUUUACGAGAACCCUAACCCCAUCAAGUCACCACGAGGCCUUCCUACAUAGCUUGCCUGCCUACCGUCUUCCCGGCCAGACAGCAGACGGACAGAGCACCGGCAGUUUCCCGGUACACAGAGAUCCGUACUAUACCUUGAGUGGCCAUGUCGCCACGAACCGUAGCCAAGACGAGUCCUUCCUCCAUCGCAACGCCGCCCCAUCCCUCCACUCCCAUACCUCCACGACUGAAACAAGUAGACCCUCUGGCCGCUAGUCCGAGCCCGCGACGGAGUGCCCGCUUUGCCGCGCCGACGUACCCGGUUGCCUCGACCUCCCGUCUCCCACCCGUCUCCCCCGUCCCCGGACACAUCACCGCACAGGCGAAGCUGAAGCGCCGAAAGAACACUCCACGCGGCAAACGCAAUUCGUCGGACCUCGAUGCAACGGAGGAAAGCGACGCUGGGGCGGGGAAGACGAAGAAGAGGAAGAGCCCGGACCUCGUGCAUGAGGAUGACGUUAUCUACAAACGGUUGAAAGGAAGGAGCGAUAAGUGCGUGGUAGAGCGUCCGUCGAUCAUCGCCUCGGUGAAAGGCAAGGGCAAAGCACCUUCUCCCACAUCAAGCAACACAUCUCGGUCUGAUAAUGAAGAAUCCUUGUCCUCGGGCGCUAUUCCUUCACGCAACACCCGCAGCCACACACGCACAUUGUCUUGGAAGGGCAACCCUCCGUCGAUGAGGACCCGCACCAUGGCAGCACAACAGCAGUUCGAGUCGAUCAGGGUGACGCGACAAUCCACCAAGAUCAAUCCGUCACUUUUCUAUGUUGGUGGAAUGCCCAGUACGUCGACGCCUUCGACAGCCCGCUCGAAGAUGAGAUUGCGACUUCCGGCAUUGCAACCUGUAUCGUCGUCAGCUCAGCAUAAUUCGUCCUCGGCGCCUACAUCUCCUGUCACCGCCAAUGCCAAUCCACUGACGCUGCGUAGUCCAUCGAUGUCAGCGCGAGGAACAAGUCCUGCUCCCGCACGACUAGAUGAGAUCGAUAUGGGGGUGCCGUUGUCUCCUAAUCCCAAAGAAGACGGAGGAAAGAGCAAGCCCAAGUGUCGCGAAAGUCCCAUGCAAGACUCAUCGCCCUUGAGCUCCCCUGUCCGAGAACGAGGCUCGGCCUGGGGUGAAGAUGCGAACGUUAAGACGGAGCCGGUGGAGGUCGAUGUACUCGUUUUACCACCUGCUGGUUUGAGCGAGGGGGACAUCGAGAUGCCAUUGGCUGAUUCGAGCGCAGACCCGGUGCCAGUCGACAUGCCAGCUCCCAGUCCUGCAGCCAUGGAUACCCGGUCAGACGAGGAGAGCGUUGACACUGAUACGAACAAUGUAACUUCCACCGUCGAGUCGAGUGAUGUCACGCAGCCGGCCACCGCACCGAUUCAGAUUCCGCAGUUGACGACACCGGUGAACUCGGGCCCGCGUUCGCUGUCGCCGGAUGAGCUGGCGCCCUCGCCCUUUGCCCCGUCACCGAUGGCCGCGUCCUAUAGCGAAUCAAGUGGGGGGAAUAGCAGCAAUGCCAACAGUCCAGAAAUGGACUCAGCGUUGUUGGCAUUCGAACUAGCUUCGAGUCACACGAAGUCCGUCCCCAGGCCUGCUGUGUGGUCGGAUUGGCCCUCGCCGCGCUACACGUCACCCGCAGCGCUUGCACCUUAUCUGUUCGAUCUGCCGCUCCAUGAAAUAAGUCAAUCGCAGACGGUGUCGCUCUCGUAUGAGUGGACUUCGCUGCUGAAUCGGCGGCAGAAGGCAGGGCAGCGUGCGAUGAUGGAUGCUGCUAGGGAAGCUGAAGAGGCUGCGAUCAGGCUCAAAUUGCGAGCAGCCUCUCAGGAGAUGGACGUUGAUCGGGAGGGAGAUGGACAUGACAUCGACGCGGAGGGCGAAAUCGAUUGUUCGAUGCUCCCCCAGCAUCAAGAGCAACAGCAGCCGCAACAGCAGUUCGGGUUCGGCGGAGGUCGCCGAUCAAGUAGGCUUCGCGUGGUUACGUAUGCCACUGCCGAACUGGAGCCUGAAGGCGAAACCCCGUCCGACUCCCAGAGCGUGGAGUCAGUUGUUCCAUCGCAGAUGAUGGGGUACGCCCCACAAGGGCCCCCAGAAGAUCUGGGUCCCGACCCAAAUAUGCGGUAUAGCAUGUCAUGGGGACCCUGGAAGAUCGCGUGCCGGGUAAGAGUGUGGGAUAUCCGCAAUCGUUAUUCCCCUGCGCUGAUCAGGUCUCUGGUCGCUCAGGAAGCAGACGACUACUUCUCUGCUCGCGGUCUGCAACAUCCAGAUGCGCUGAUGUUCAUGGACGAAGAGUACUAUGAUUGGGAGCUGGAGAGUGCGAGCGAUGCUGACGGGGAGGAUGACCUUGACUUUGGAGACACCGCUUUUGCCAUCGACACCCCUGGGAAAGAAGAUGGGUCUGGUGUUGGCGGAGUCUUGUCGUCCUUUUACGUUCCGCAAAUACCGGGCUCGUUCCCACCGAUGGCACCCUUCCCUCCUCCACCAUUGGGCUCCAUCCGGGUCCCGGCACUCAGGCAUCUAUUCACGGACAUUCCGAUUCUGCCUGCGAACGGCACUUUCCAGGGUCAAACGCGGGGGACAUCGAUCGAUGUAACGCGCCGGGCAGCAUGGAGUGUAUCACCUGGUCGAAUGUUUGCGCUCGAUCCGACGGACGGUGCGAACGACAGCGGACGGGGCAUACUUGUAAAAAGGGAGGGGCAUCCGAAGCCGAAGCCUCACCCGCUGACUCUUGCGAUGGCGGAGAGAAGUACCAUGCAGCAAGAACUGCCGCCAGAUUUGCAGACCCCAUUACAGCCGCCAUUCCAGCCUCCGCUGCUGCCCUCUCUGCCACCACAAUUGCAGCAAGAAUUGCUGCCACCCCUCCGGCCAGAGUUGCGGCCCCAGCUGCGAUCAGAAUUGCAGCAGGUCGUGCAGCAAGACCUGCAGCAGCAGCAGGAUGUGCAGCAACAGGUCGGUGUGUGGGACGAGUUUCUGAACUGCGUGGGAGUCGAGGACGCUGCCGCCGUUGGAAUGAAUCCGGGUGGCAUGGACAUCGAUGAGCGACAAGACGUCGGAGUUGCCCUCAGUGGGGGUGUCUCACUCGGGCUCCCGACGCCGGUGGCUUGUUCCGCCGAAUCGAGUGCGCUGCUUUCCGGGGCACCCGUUGCUUCUGGGGACCUGGGACUGGGCAUGUCGUUUGGGCUGGGUUGGUUCGAGGGCGAGAGGGAACAAAGCUCGCUUAGUUUCGCCCUGGGCUGAUGCUGGACCGGCCAAGUCACUGGAGCAGACAACGAUCCCGUCCAUAACUCGGGCGUGUGUUGAUGAUCAGUGGGCUCUCAAACGCCGACCUUGGCUCGACGUCUGCUUGUUAUUCGCCAUCUCGUCAUCAUCAUGCCUGGCCCCUGGCGCUGUCGCGUCUGUUUUCCUUUUUUAUAUCUGAAUUCUGUUUUGUUACAUCUCUCGAUCUGCUUUGUGUAUUCUGUAUCUCAAGUAAUGGAAUUCUGUAUCUUUCAUGUGGAUCUCAACUGCGACUGUCCGUUGCGCCAGCCGAAUAUGGAGGGCCCUUCG